Messenger RNA from Poeciliopsis prolifica (blackstripe livebearer), 5808 nucleotides. It is a transcript of the gene nhsa, whose product is annotated as Nance-Horan syndrome a (congenital cataracts and dental anomalies). Lineage: Eukaryota; Metazoa; Chordata; Actinopteri; Cyprinodontiformes; Poeciliidae. Gene Ontology annotation, biological process: lens development in camera-type eye; cell differentiation. The record is from RefSeq and is a predicted model, not a curated record.
GGAGCGCACCAGUCCUCUCCCUGACGAACCAAAGGGAUGGGGGGCUUCAGCCGCAGCUGAGCUCCGCACGCCUGGACCAGGGGGAGCGAGGGGCCACAGCAGCUUUCUGCCCCCACUUGGGUGACUUUUUGCUGGAUUUCUGAGCCACCCCCCCCCCUCCUCAGCCUCCUCUACACAACAACAUGCCAUUUGCCAAAAGAGCCGUGAAGCCGCAGUCACUGUGCCGGUAUCGGAGCCCGGGCGAGGUGGUGGAGCAGCAGCAGCAGGAGGAGGAGGGUCUGCUGUUCGAUGAUCUGGUCUCCAUCAGUAACGUGGCUCUGUCCCGGACCCUGCGCCAGCUGUCGGACCUGGCCAGACACGCCUGCUCCGUUUUCCAGGAGCUGGAGAGCGACCUGGCGUCCACCAGCCAGCGGGUCAGGGGGCUCCAGGGGAAGAUAGCCCAACUCCAGCAGUGCUGCUCCCAGCUGGACCCCAGACAGGAGGCAGUGCCGGUGUCUGACCUGGACGUGGAGAGUAAGCUGACGGCACACUUCAGAGCGCCGUGGCGCCUCCAGAGGAAUGUUCUGCACCCCUCCACUCGGCCAGCAUGUGUGGAAGAGCUGCACAGGCAGGCCAACCACAGCCUGUGGUCACUGAACCAAGAUCACCAGAGGAGGGAGCGCAGAGUGACCAUCUCAGCCCUGCCCCCUAUGCCCAUGUACCCCUCCCCUCUCAUCGAGCCGACGCAAGACGGUCGGGGCAAAAGUCUAACAACGCCAGAGAGACGUGUUAGAGAUGCAUCCACUCAGUUAGCCGAGGCUCAGGCUGCGCCUACUGACCCCGACACUGACGGGGUGGCUCUAGGUCACCGGUCUAAGUUUCCCAUCCCUAACAUCCCCUCCACCCUGGACAAGCAGACUAACUGGUCUAGAGCUCUGCCGCUGCCCACCCCAGAGGAGAGAAUGAAAUGCAAUUCCCAAGUCAUCGCCUCAUGCGUCAUUCCUAUUAAUGUGACCGGGCUCGGCUUUGACAGAGAUGCUAGUGUGCGCUGCUCACUCGUUCACUCGCAGUCUUUGCUUCAGAGGAGACGGAAGCUGAGGAGGCGGAGGACAGUCGCCGGUUUCCCCAGACAGGUGCAGCAGGAUUUUGACUCUGAUGACUCCCCUGGUUCCAGGGAGCGGACGGUCAUUGUUCACACCACUGCCGAUAUAACUCCUUCCACUGAGGAGCUGGCCAGCCAUCUGACCACCAGAGACUCGGGUUGCCAGACCGAAGACUUUUUGACGUCAGGAGCGCCGUGUCGGAGGAGGCUCCGGGUCCAGAGAGGUCAGGGCGUGUCACUCCUGCUCUCCCACUCGGCAGGCAACAUCUCCUGCCUGCCCGACAGCGCUGACCCCAUGUUCUCCAGUUCAGCGGAGGCCCGUUUGCGGUCGCGAAGUCUGCCCAGAGACAGCAGCAGGAUGAUGAUGAUCUUGAUGGACGAUGAGCGCAACGACAGCGACGAAGAGGAGGAGCUGGCACCCUUUGACUCCGAGGGUUUCCUUCCCGGGCGCAGAGAGAGGAUCCUGAAGGAGGAAGAGGAGAGCGCCGACGACCGUGCCGUGACAGAGCGACAGCUGGGGGCGCUGAAAUUUGCGCAACUGUCAGAGAGUCCAGAGUGCAGCUGGAUGGAGCGGACCGGCGCUCAGCUGCCCAGGAAAGCCGACAUGGGCAGCUGCGAGAUCUCGUCCAGUUCGGACACCUUCAGCAGCCCCGUUCACUCCGUCUCAGCGGCGGGAGUGCUGGGCAGCCAAUUGGACCAUAAGGAUGACCAUCAGUCUUCCAGCGGGAACUGGAGUGGCAGCAGCUCCACCUGCCCCUCCCAGACCUCAGAAACUAUCCCCCCCGCAGCGUCCCCUCCACUCACCGGCUCCUCGCACUGCGACUCUGAGUUGUCCCUCAAUGCCGCCACUCACACCGCCGAAGACCAGACCAGCUUCCUGCUGGACAACUACCAGGGCCUCAGAAGCCAGCGAGCCGGCUCCUUCUCCUCAGCAGCUAUGGAUAUAUUAGAGGAGGCGGGAGUGAGUACGCCCAUGGAGGGGGAGUGGGAUUUCCCCAACACACAACCGUCUUCCUCUCAGGGGUUCAGCCCUGAACCGGGCAGGGAGGCCGAGAGCAGCCUGGGCUGCCCCAGCUUCACCAGCAUGGCUACCUGCGAGAGCAGCUUCUCUGACAAGCCGCAUCAGAGAAAGCAGACCGUCUCUUACUACUCUGUGGACACCGAAGGGUACUACACCUCCAUGCACUUUGACUGCGGUUUAAAAGGCAGCAAAAGCUUCACCUACAACUAUGCAACCCCUGGUUCCGAUUACGGUUUGUCGGAGGUGAGCGGCCAGCUGACUAUGGGGAGACGCUGCCUCUCCUUGAAAAAGUCAAAGGCCAAGCCCUCCCCACCAAAGAGGAGUUCCUCCUUGAGGAAGAUAUGCAGUGAGGAACACAUCCCUGAAAAGAGAGAACCAAAGAUUACCGGUAUCUACAGACAUCCAGCGUCUCUGUCCUCUAAAGAGCGGAGAAUGCAGCUGGCUCUGUCUGGAUCGCAAGGACUCCUGGAGAACUCCUCACUAGUGCGAGAGCCCCUCGAGGUCUGGGCGAUGGAAGGCACGUCGGAUCUGACGGAUUUAGUUUUAAGCUCCAAAGACUCACAUUCCUUUAAGGACAACGGCAUUGUGCAGUCAGACUAUGCAGAUCUCUGGCUUCUAAACGAUUUGAAGUCCAGUGAUCCUUACCGAUCCUCAAACUCCAGCACAGCCACGGGUACGACUGUGAUCGAGUGCAUCAAGUCACAGGAGAGCUCCGAGUCCCAGACUUCCCAGUCUGGCUCCAGAGCCACCACCCCAUCACUUCCAUCAGUGGAGAGCGAGUUCAAGUUGACGUCUCCGGAGAAGCUGGCCGGACUGGCGAGCCCAUCGAGCGGCUACUCCAGUCAGUCUGAAACCCCCACCUCCUCAUUUCCCUCCACCUUCUUCCCUGGUCCUCUGUCCCCAGCAGCUGGGAAGAGGAAGCCCAAAGUCCCGAGGAAGUCGUCUCUUUCCUCUCUGUCUCUGCAGGCACGCUCAUCCAGAGACGUAGCGACCUCGAAGAAAGAUCUGGAGCUGCCGAUGAUUCCUCCUUCUCACCUCGACUUAAGUGCCCUUCACAGUUCAAGCAAUAAAGACUCGGCUUACGGGAAGCAGUUACCAAACCUUCUCCAGAUCAAGCAAAAAGAUGCACCAACUGCCAAAGCUGUCACAUCUCCAAACUUGGAGUCCUUCACUGCCCACACUCUGUCUAUAACACCCUCAGUUCUUCAAAAAGUGCAGCUGCGGUCCAUCAGCAAGCAGCCUGAAGACCUGCAUGAGAACAAAGCGGCCUCGAGACUCCAGUGUCUGUCUGAGAACUCAACCAGCAGUCGAUCGCUAGCUCUCACGAGUCCCUCACUGCACAAUUCUCAUAACCAUCAUGUUUUCAACGACUCAAUCCAUGCCUCAAAUGAAGAUCUUUCAAUGGCGAAAAGCAAGGGCACAGAGGUAUUAUCAGGAGCGACAGCUGUCGGACUGCGGUCAGAACCGUGUUUGGAGGGUUCAAACGUCCCCAAGACGUUGACUGUUCACGAAGCAGAGCAGCGCUCAGAGUCGCCGGUAACAGCCGUCUGCUGGAGUCUGUCUCACACGUACUCUUCGGGUCAGCAGCAGACCGAACCGGCCGAAGUGGAAACGUGUCCUUGCCCUCCAGUUUUACACAGCUCACCCAAGAGGUCCAACGGUGUGGACAAAGUUCCUGCAGCUGACAGUCCUCUGGAGACGUCAGGAGAGCUCCAUCAGCAGCGAAGGGAGAACGACUCAUCGGGGGUUUCAGCCGAAAGUGCCUCACCGGACAGGAAAGAGGAAUCCACAGAGGACGCAGACGAUUGCUUUAGCAAAGACUACACAGAAAGCGACAACUCUGCGUCGUCGCAGCUCGAGGUCAAGAAAGAGGAUGACAGUGUGUUUCUGUCACCCACCAAGUCCCGCACCACUGAGGAUCUGUUCGCCAUGAUUCACAGAUCCAAAAGGAAAGUGUUGGGGAGGAAAGACUCCACCGAGCUGGCUGCAAGGCCCCGCCUCAGCGCCUCAUCAGGCAACACCCCGCCACCCAGCAGCACCGUCACCUCCCCCGUCCCUGCGGCGUCCCCCUCCUCCUCCCCCGCUGUGACCCCGCCCGCCCCACACAGAGUCUUGGGGUCCAUCUACAGGAACGCAAAGAAGUCCAGCACCUCCAACGAGGAGUUCAAGCAGCUGCUGCUUAAAAAGGGGAGCCGCUCGGACUCCAGCUACCGCAUGUCGGCUGCUGAGAUCCUGAAGAGCCCCGUCACGCCGAAGUCGCCGGGAGACCUUCUGACCGAGUCGCCCAGACAGCCGGAGGAGGCCCCCUCCCCACUGCAGCAACUCCUGUUGGACCAAGAGCAGCUGUCCAGCCCGUACCCCAAAGCCAACGCAGAGAGCUUCUCUCCGAGACCCUUCCUCGCGUCUGCCGCAUCCAGGCAGGGCCGCUCGAGAGUCCCGCCGCCCGCCAGCAGCAGCCGCUACAGCGUGCGCAGCAGGCUGUACUCCACGCCCAUGCAGGCCAUCUCCGAGGGCGAGACGGAGAACUCGGACGGAAGCCCUCACGAUGACCGCUCCACGUAGGACACGGAGCACGGCGGAAAUAAAUCUAUACGUUUACAAAGACGACAGAUGGACCACCAUGAAAUAUCAUAUAUCAAACAUGCACAAGGCAGGGGAGCAGAUUAAAUCAUUUUAAUUGUUGACAAAAAUAAUAAAAGUCAAUCAGAUUCCUCGCAAAUUUUUGGGAUGAAUUUUAAAAAAAAAAAUUGUAUUUCAGUCCACAAAAUGUACCACUUUUUACAAACUAUUUUUUAAAAUAAAGCCCUGUUAUUAUAAAAUGCCUUUAUAAAAAAACCAAAAAAAUAAUAGAAACAUCCGAAACCCAAAUAUGCAUUCUGCCCAAUUUAACUCUUAAUGUUCAGAUUAUAGACGCACCGAUCGAAGUAUCCUAUAGUCUUUGUAAACCGUGCCAACACAGACUGUCUUCUACUGCGAUUUUUCUACCGAAUGGCUGUUUUUCAAUAAAGUUAGCACAACUAGGAUGACGUAGCUCUGCGUAUCCCUUGAUAGAUUUUUGCGAAAAGCUGCCAGCAUUUCAAAGUUUGCUCUAUGACUGGCAGAGGUGGAAAAACUCAGAGUUAAAACCAGAGCAACCUGGAUCCUGUUUAGCCUUCUUGCUCUCUGCAGACACGUCUCAACAUUAAAUAACUCCCCAUCUCAGCGAUUCACCUGAUGUCCCUAAUAAUGUGUUUGAACAGCUAAUGUUGAGCCUUCUUCUGACAGUGACAACUUCCACACCGAAGAGUGGUUGUCAGCGGGACGGGUCAGGGCUUACGUUUGAUUAUCGAUCGUCUCUAGUUGUACAGGGAUAUUUUGUUUGAAGACAGGUCAAGCCUUCGUCUCGGGACAGCACACGCGCUUCGUCUUUUCUGUUCUGUUGACAGAUUUAAAAAGAAAAAAAAAAAACAUAAUAGUUGACCUUCAUUUUGUAUCCUAUAGAUGCAGAUUUUUACCUUUUAUGUAUGUAUUCUGUGAAUACCUGUGCAAGAACAGACACAAAGCUUUCCUCAAGCCUCUUUAUCUUUCCCGCCAAUCGGCACGUCACAAUUAGCUUCAGAGGAAUUAUCCCUCAGUCUUUUCAUUCAUGUUGUCAGCAACAGCAGUUAGAAUACUUUAACUCCAGACAAGGACCUAAAUGACGUAAGGCAGCUACUUGUUAAUAAUA